AUGCACUGGUCCUCUCGUGACGCACAGGAGUUUGAAGGUCGCAUUUACGACGUCACAUUUAGAGCACUCGACAUAAAGUUCCAGAGUCUUCUCGAGGACGGUUUGCGAGCUCAAUUCAGCUUCAGCUUCGAAUACACAAUAGAAGACGCCGAAAUCUCGAUGGCCGUAGACAACCUUUGUGGGAGCCAAGGCCAACACUUCAAGGAUAUGCUGAUCGAGAUGAUAACCAUCCGAGACCCGCACUUCGAAAAGAAAUACCGGCAUCCAAAUGAUACAUCACGUUACGCAACGCUUGGCUAUCGUUUCGACGAAACGCAAUUUACGAGGUUAGCAGUAGAUAUAGGCAGACAGACCUGUUCUUUUGACUGGAAGGCGUUUCUGAACCACUUCUAUCAGACCAUCUCUUAUGUCCAAGCACAAACACCAUCCAAAGAAAUCAUAGGCGACCUUGACAAGCAGUCCCUCAGAAACUUGCGCCUCCCAGGAUACAAACACAGCAACACGUACGAGGGUUCCUAUCAAGAGUGUAGGGGAAAGUGGACGAGCAAGUUUGGUGAAGAAGACGACGAUAGUUAUACAGAAGCCUGGUUUAGUCGCCUACGAUCCGUUUACGACCAAGCAGGAUUGGAAUUUGACCCCAACAACCUUUACAAUGGUUUUGACGAAGCUCAGGUUCGGACUUACGGGAGAUCUACAUACGCCCAAAUGAGAUGGGUGAGAAACUACAGGCUAUUCGAAGACUACUGCUGCAGACACAAAAUCACCGAACUACUGCUAGACCUCGAAAAGACCAAUACAAGCAACAGUGACGUGGCGGUUAUGGUGGGCUCGGCCAAUGAAGUUCAGACAGUUGACAGUCUUGACGAUGUCGACCAAGAGGGCGAAGCGGAACUGGAUGAGUAG
Molecule: messenger RNA, 903 nt
Organism: Alternaria atra
Lineage: Eukaryota; Fungi; Ascomycota; Dothideomycetes; Pleosporales; Pleosporaceae
Exons: 1
Coding region: 1-903 (300 amino acids)
Source: RefSeq, a predicted model, not a curated record